Molecule: messenger RNA, 2335 nt
Organism: Eucalyptus grandis
Lineage: Eukaryota; Viridiplantae; Streptophyta; Magnoliopsida; Myrtales; Myrtaceae
Exons: 6
Coding region: 389-2104 (571 amino acids)
Cellular component (GO): cytoplasm
Source: RefSeq, a predicted model, not a curated record
AUUUAAACUAGUAGCUAGAAAAGAAGAAGUAGAAGGAGAAGAAAAAUUCCCCCCCAGGCGGAACGCCACAGGCAACGCAACACCACACAAACCCCACCCUCCUAACGCUUCAAAAACACGAGCCACCUUUUUCCGUCUCCCCUGUCUUCCUCGAUACCGCGUCUCCCCCUCCUCCCCCCCCGUUUUAUUUUUUCUUCCCAAGACUUGACCUUCUCUCUCGCUAUCUAUCUCUCUCUCAUCCCCUCUUCUCUGAGACAGACGCGACGCGUUAAAACGAGGGCAGACCAGACGGCCUGCGCUUCCUCUUCAUCCAGCGCUCAGGCAAGCGAGCAAAGCAAGCCAAAGCCAGGCACGCUCUGUUUUCUGCUCUCUGUCUGUUUCUUGGUAAAUGGCCAAACCCAAGAAGAAGGUCUCCUACAUCUCAGUCCCUUCCCAGAUCAUCUCCUCUCUCUCCUCCUCCUCCCUCCAGUCCCUCCUCGUCUCCCCCACCAAGUCUUCUUCCCAGCCUUUCUCCUCCUCCUCCUCCUCCUCCUCCUCUUCCUUUUCCUUCUCCUUCCCUUCCCUCUCCUACAAAAGCCCCCGACUCUGGUUCUUGGCUCUCUUCCUCGUCGGCCUUCUCGGCAUGCUCGUGGUGGGCUUCAACCUCGAUCCUCUCACCCCUUUCUCUCCAUACCCCUGUCCCACCUCCGAUGGCUUCUCCAGAUCGCAGCUCGGCAUCUCCUCCACUGUCCCCGACCCCAGCGCUCAGACCAGCCAGGUUCUGAAUAGCAUUGAGGAACGACAGCCCUCCAUUUCCAGAAAUGCCAGCUUUCACGAGGAGAGUGAGUUCUGGAAGCAGCCGGACGGCCUGGGGUACCGCCCCUGCUUGGAGUUCACUCAGGAGUACAGAAAAGCUAGCCCGGGGAUAGUGAGGAACCGGAGGAAGUAUCUGAUGGUGGUGGUCUCUGGUGGUAUGAAUCAGCAAAGGAACCAGAUUGUGGAUGCUGUGGUCAUCGCUAGGGUUCUUGGAGCUUCUCUCGUCGUCCCAAUCCUGCAGGUCAAUGUCAUCUGGGGAGAUGAAAGUGAAUUCUCUGAUAUAUUUGAUUUGGAUCACUUUAAGAGGGUUCUCGCCGAUGACGUCCAUGUAGUUUCAUCGCUGCCAUCCACACACAUAAUGACACGCCCGGUGGAGGAGAAGCGGACUCCUCUUCAUGUCUCCCCUGCUUGGAUUCGUUCGCGGUACCUCAAAAGGCUCAACAGAGAUGGUGUUUUGCUCCUGCGAGGUUUAGACUCGAGGCUAUCUAAGGAUCUUCCUUCAGAUCUCCAGAAGCUGCGAUGCAAGGUGGCCUUUCAUGCAUUGAAGUUUGCUUCGCCAAUUUUGGAAAUUGGUAGCAAGAUUGCAGAGAGGAUGAGCAGCAAAGGGCCUUACCUAGCUUUACAUCUAAGAAUGGAGAAGGAUGUGUGGGUGAGGACUGGUUGUCUUCCUGGUUUGAGCCAUGAGUAUGAUGAAAUAGUAAGCAAUGAGAGGAAGCAGCGGCCAGAACUUCUCACUGCAAGAUCAAACAUGAGCUACCAUGACCGAAAGUUGGCUGGUCUCUGCCCAUUGAAUGCAUUGGAGGUCACCAGGCUGCUUAAAGCUCUAGGAGCCCCAAAAAGUUCACGGAUCUACUGGGCUGGAGGGCAACCACUGGGUGGUAAAGAAGCUCUGAGAUCAUUGAUUGAAGAAUUUCCUCAUUUAUAUAACAAGGAAGAUCUUGCUUUACCUGGAGAACUAGAGUCAUUUGCCAACCGAGCCUCUUUUAUGGCUGCCAUAGACUACAUAGUCUCCGAGAGGAGUGAUGUCUUCAUGCCAUCCCAUGGUGGGAAUAUGGGGCACGCCAUCCAGGGACACAGGGCUUAUUUGGGGCACAAGAAGUAUAUAACACCAAACAAAAGGCAGAUGCUUCCUUUUUUUAUGAACUCCUCUAUUCCUGAAGAAGAUUUUAACAGAAUCAUCAAAGAAUUGCAUCGGGAUUCAUUAGGGCAGCCCGAACUCAGAACAAGCAAAAGUGGAAGAGAUGUUACCAAGUACCCUGUCCCCGAGUGUAUGUGCAACAGCUCAAAUAAGACUCAUUCGUCAAUGUGACAAGUGAGAUACCCAAGAGGUUGGGGUUGAUGCUUCAUAAGAAAAGAAAUUAGGUUUGAGCAGAUUGAUCUGGGUUAGAGCCCCUGGAGAACCUGGUAGGGCAAUGACGAUCCUUUGAACUGUCAUCAGAGAUAGACAAGUUUGGUGGACCUGAAAUUUGUGCCAUGCAUGAUGAAUGAAGCUGCUCAUCCAUGAGAUAUGAGAAUAAGAUCUCUAUACUGCAUUAUUUUU